Molecule: messenger RNA, 2649 nt
Organism: Neoarius graeffei (lesser salmon catfish)
Lineage: Eukaryota; Metazoa; Chordata; Actinopteri; Siluriformes; Ariidae
Exons: 15
Source: RefSeq, a predicted model, not a curated record
CACUGCAAGACGAUGCACAAAACUAUGGACUGUUUCUGGCCAAUCCUUCUCUGGUGGCUCUCUAGCCCAACACUAAGAAUUGCUUUUGGUCUGAAUACAACACGAAUACAUCAGCGCCAGCCUCCUUGCCAGCCAGGUCAUUACUGUCCAGAAGGCAGUGAAACUGCAAUUCCAUGUCCCAGAGGAAUGUUUGCACCAAGUUUUUGGGCCAGGGACAUCAAUGACUGUAUCAGCUGCCCUCCACAUCACUAUGCUCCCACAGAGGGUCUGUCUGCAUGUCUGCCCUGUGGAUCCAGAGCACAACAGCCUCUUCCUGGACAAGAUAAAUGUGUAUGCCUAGCAGAGGGCCAAGUCUUCCAGGCCAGUGAUGGGCAGUGUCACUGCACUUUGGGAUACCGCCCUACACAAAGAGAGGAUGCCUGUGAGCUAAAGAUAUAUGAGAUCUGCAAAGAUGGACAAGCACGGGAUCAGAAUGGCAAGUGUCUGGAUCGCAAGCAGUGGAAACACCUUUGUUCUCAUGAGGUGUGUGCAUCUCCACAGCUGUAUGAAGGCUAUGAUGCCUCCAUGGGCCUGUGUGUCUGCAAAAGUCUGCUUGAUUCAGGAAGAAGUGAAUGCUCAGGAUGGUGUGGAGACAGGACUAGACCUGUACUGCAGCUGGUGUGCAGUUCUGCUGUCCUUCACCUGCUUUACACUGAGGCAAAUAGACAGGUGAGUGCAUCAGGAAGUGCACUUUUAUCUGUCCUCAAACAUUGGGAGUCUAGAGGAAAGCUGAGGUGUGAGCGGCAUCAUGGGUUCUCCAGGCCUGUGUACGCAAUACAGACAAAGGAAGGUGGCUUCUAUGGCUUCCUCAGCACUAUCCCAGCAGGAGUACGGAUGUUGAUCUUGGAAGGUGGCCAAGUGAGUGACAAUUUUGCAGAGAUCUUGAACAGACAGAGAAUGGAAAACCAUACCUACAUGGAUACAGAAUCCUAUUGGUUCAUGGGUUCUGCUUCAAGAGUAGUGAGCACUAGAGAAGCCACUCAAGUGAUGAACCCGAUAGCAUGCUUGCAUCUGGAGGAUAUUCUUUUAUUCACUGUGACCAGGCACCACUAUCCGCAGUAUGACAUAGACAACUUAUUCAACACGAAUGCUGCUUUCGACUGGGGUGUCUUUAGAAUAUUAGAGCAAGAACUAGCAAUGGCACGAUCUGCAAACUCCCUCUUUUCCGUUAGCUUCAGUGAGCCUGGUGUGUACGUCAUCAAAUUGAGCAGCAGUCAAUACAAGCAUAUGUAUGUAAAGGUUUUGCCUGCUGGAGGAGAUUGCUAUGACAAUGGACCAUUCUUUCCAACUGAUCCACAUCACAUGAUUCGGAUGGGCAUAACCCUCCGACGCCAGCUCCUACUGCAACCCGAUUGGUGGGUGAUUGGCGGUCUCUUGGCUGGAGCUACAGUUCUGCUCUGCUUGUGUCUUGCAGUACUGAUCUUGUUCAGGGAGUAUGGAUGGCCAGAGAAGCUGCCUUCUCCAGCCAAGUACCGUGAUCUGCAGCUUAAGUACAGCAUGGAUGACUAUUCAUCAAAAGGUUCCAGGGUCAUAGCGCUGAAAAAGACACACCGAAACCUACAGGUUGGGGUGAAUGAAGAACCAGUACUGAGAGCUAUGGCUGUAACAACAGACGAAUUCUGGGACUAUGAGAAGCAGGUGAACCUGGAGGCUUUCAGUUCCAGCAUGUUCUAUGACAUCUUGCUUAAGCACAGUGUGUCUGUCACCACCCGGCUCGGGCAGCUCAGAGAAGAGGUGAAGCAGCUCUAUCAAGGGGUGCUGGAAAAGGUGCGGGGGCUUGAACCAGCCCGGGGGGAAGUGGUGGUAGGGAGCAAGAUGGAGUGUUUGGAGACUCAAGUGGAGCAAGAGAUAGCACGCAGGAAAGCUCUGGGCACUCAAGUUUCCCAGCUGCUGGACAGCCAGCUUCAGAUCCUACGGAAUGAAUCACAGUCCCAGCAUGCCAUGCACAAGGCUUUCUCAGCACACCUCAGAGAAUGCUUUCGGUUACUGAUGCUGGUUUCUGACAACCAGGCCUCUCUCUGGAACAAACACAUCCAGCAAUGCGUUAUGGACAGAGUGACUGUGCUGGCUGAGGAGAUGGCAGAGCUGGUCUCAGUGGAGGCACACAGGCAGGGUUGCUGGACCGUGCUCAAACAGGGGACCGGAGCACAGCUACUGUGCCCCACUUCUGGAUCGGUCCUCACUAAGGAUGACAUUAUUGCACCUGAUGGGUCCGUCCGGGCUUGCAAUACUGUCCAUGUGGAUCCCUGCACAGGCCUGAUCCAUCCACUCUCGAAUUCCCACAUGCUCCUAGCUAGUGGCCACAGCAUGCCUGUGCCCUCUGACUUCUUCCUGCAUCCUCAGACUGGCCGGGUGCUCCCUGUGGCUGGGAAUGUAGGAUUUGACCCCUCGAGCUCCACCCUCGUCUACACAGCUGAUGCUUGUGUGGGUGAGGUUGGAAAAUGGGAGUCUCCUGUGAUUCCCUUCAUUCCCUACCCUUCAUCUCACCACUCUGAGCUGCUCGGGCCAUCCAAGUUGAGAAGCCUCCAAACAGACCAGAAGCUUGUAUUUGGGGGACCCAUGUGUGACUAUGAAACUGGCGUGCUUGUUCCAAUCCUGGCAGUCACCAUC